Oncorhynchus masou masou (cherry salmon) is the source of this 3529-nucleotide messenger RNA. RefSeq names its product pleckstrin homology domain-containing family A member 1-like. The coding region runs from base 482 to 1747 and encodes 421 amino acids. The transcript is spliced from 13 exons. NCBI's taxonomy places the organism in Eukaryota, Metazoa, Chordata, Actinopteri, Salmoniformes, Salmonidae. The record is from RefSeq and is a predicted model, not a curated record.
GAUUGUUGUGUUGAUGACUGAGCUCCUGGACUGUACUGUAAAUGAAAUUGUGUUCUCAGUCCGGUUACCUUCUAGGAAAUUAAUGAAUAACUUAAGUAGACCUGGGAUAAUAAUUCUCAGCUCUGAUUUUGUGGAGGUAAAAGAAGGAAAGGCUUGGGAAGACUGCAAAGGCUUACCAGAUGUGAAUGAAGAGCCGGAGGGAGGAGAAAAAAGGAGCAAGAGGGGGAUGGUAGAAUGGGUGACCGAGGGAAACUGAUUAGGCUAGAUGGAAAGGGAUAAAGGAGGCGGGGUUGAAGUUUGUCACAUGAUCCCGAGUGUAGCCAGUACCAGGGGGCAGAGUAGCAGAGAGGCAGGCAAGGCUUUCUAGCACUAGACCGCAACUCUUCAGUACCCCCUCUCUCCUCCCUCCAGGCUGUCCUCCAUCUACCCUCUUCCCCUCCUCUCUCCCGGCCCCUGGGCCAGGGAAUGUGCCGGCUGGGAGAUGCCUUACGUGGAUCGGCAGAACCGGAUCUGUGGCUUCCUGGACAUCGAGGAAAACGAGAGCAGUGGGAAGUUCCUGCGUCGCUACUUCAUCCUGGACACCCAACCGGGCAGCCUGGUGUGGUACAUGGACAACCCUCAGAACCUGCCCAUCAGUGCGGACUGUGUUGGCUCACUCAAACUCACCUACAUCUCCAAGGUCAGCGACGCCACUAAGCAGAGACCCAAGGCAGAGUAUUGCUUCGUCAUCAACGCUGGCAUGAGGAAAUUCUUCCUCCAGGCCAAUGAUCAGCAGGACCUGGUAGACUGGGUGAACGCUCUCAAUAAGGCCACCAAAAUCACUGUGCCAAAGUCCUAUGAUGGCCAACAGAAUGUGGAGACCCAGAACGCCCUUCUGGACAACCUGGGACCCAAGAAGCAGGUCUCCUACAGGACUGACAUCAUCGGGGGAGUUCCCAUCAUCACUCAGAUGCAGGAAAGGGGAGAGGGCCAUGAGGGUUCCGAGCGAGAGUUGCUGCAGAGAUCCCACAACCAGCUGCCAUACUUCCUGGGCAGGCCGCCCCAAGACAAGACGGUCAUCAAGUCUGGCUAUUGUGUGAAGCAGGGAGCUGUGAUGAGGAAUUGGAAAAGGAGAUAUUUCUUACUGGAGGAGAACUCAAUGAGUUACUUCAAAUCAGACCUGGAGAAGGACCCUCUGAGAAUUAUUCCAUUGAAGGAGGUCCACAAAGUUCAGGAGUGCAAACAGAGUGACAUCAUGAUGAGGGAUAAUCUCUUUGAGGUUGUCACCACUUCUAGGACCUUUUACAUUCAGGCUGACAGUCCACAGGAGAUGCACAGCUGGAUCAAGGCUGUCUCUGGGGCCAUUGUAGCCCUGCGGGGACCUGGGAGAUCUGCAGCCACAAUGCGGCAAGCCAGACGGCUGUCGAACCCCUGUAUACAGAGGUAUACAGCCCGAAUCGGGGAGUGCAGCACUCUCCUGCAGCUGUAUACCUGUCUUAGACGUCUCACAUCCUGCCUGUCACUAGUUCUACUUCCUGUCCGCAGGAGCACUGUGGCUGUUCCUCCUCUUCCACAUUCUACAGCAGCCACCCGGGGCCCCCCGUCCCUCGCUCGCCCAUAUCUGCAGUGCCACCCUACCCAGAGUGCCCUGCUGUCGCGGGCGGCGCACGCCCGGAGCCUGGCGUGGGACAGCGAGCAUUUCAUGAGCCUCCUGCCACGACCCAGCCACGCCCGACUGUCACUGCAGGAGACACGCCUGUCCAAGUGACUGCUGCCACCGCCCUCGAGUCGCCAUGGAGACGGUGCAGAACCUUUGAGGGCUACACACCAGAACCCCCCCCUUGACUUGGACCCUACCGACCUGCCAGUCAGUGAAGUCUGACCCCUACCAACAAAGUAGGAGAUGAUGUGAGACAACAGUGAUAAUGGAGGAAAUGAGAGGAGUGCUUUUGAAUAACUGAGAGAAGCAGAACCAGGGGGUUGCUGGUCUCCUCCACCAAACUGACCAGAAGUCAUCUGGAUAGAAAUGGCAGAAAGCAGGAUCUGGACUCCAUGCCAAAGUGAAUGACUGUAUAAUAUGUCUGACCUCCAUCCAUCUCGUUACCUAACCCAACUAGUCAACCCUGGCCAGAUAUUAGAGUUGAAAGUCACUCAGGGACAAAGGGGUUGCGUUCUCUCCUGGUGUUUCAUUGUUAGUCAUCUGCUCAGUUGAAGUUGAGGCCUGUGUACACAUGCAUAAAGUCAUGCAAUCGGGUGUGUGUGUGUGUGUGUGUGUGUGUGUGUGUGUGUGUGUGUGUGUGUGUGUGUGUGUGUGUGUGUGUGGGUGGGGUGGGAUUCACACUGAGCUCUAUGCCAAAGAUACGCCAUCUUCUCCCACCUCAGAUCAAACGUUAAUGUUCGCCUACACAUUUAGAUUUAAAAUGCAAUGAAGAGUUUUACCUGCAACUCCUGACUACACACAAAGAUUAAUUCAACAAUUUGUGUGCUAGUGAGUGUAUAUUUUAAGGGAGCAAGCUAUAUUGUCUGAGGGAAUAGUUGUCAAGCUACAGAAAUAAUCAUGCCUGGUCAUUUCAUACAUUCACUGUUGUUCUUAUUGAACGUUGUCUUUAUUUUUUUACUUUACUGUAUGGUGUAUGACCCAAAUUAUUCUAACAGACAUUUUCGUCAUCUGAUUUUACAAUCCCACUCAAGAUCCACACCAUAGUAUUACAGUUAGAAAGUUGUUGGCACACACUGUGGACUGGUACGAGAGGAAUGUGCAGCUCCAAAGCAAGCCAUGUGGGUCAUUCCACCAAUUCGGUGCCUUUUUGAGAAGUAUAAAGUGGUAAAAAAAUAAUUUAGAAAAUCACCUUAAUUAGCAUUCUGUCAUAAAGAGCACAUUUUCAACUUUAGCAAGUCUUUAUUCAGAUGCAAAAAAAUCAGAUUUAUUGAAUUCUUUGUGUUGUCUAUAUUAAAGGCUACUUCAUUUAAUAUAACAGACUUAAAUGUGUUGUUGGUGCACAAUUUUUACUUAACAUAUUAAAGGGAAGCAAAACGCACUCAUUUCGUGCGACGAUCCACGGAUGUUUGCCUAAUCCUGCAGGGUACUGUUUUGGGGUUAUCUUCGGACUUGUACCAAUAGGAGCUUAGUGGGGGAGUGAGUUGAGCGACAGAGUGAGGUGGCUUCAGUACGGGACCAAAGUCAACAGCAGUCACUACUAGGGAAGGGAUGGCCAGAGUGUCUUGCAGAGAUGAUGGCUUCAACCAUUUUAAUGACUGCUGCCCUAUUUGUUGAGUUAUGACAAUGACAGCUGCUGUUUUGUGCGUGUUAUAACAUUGGUUUUCUUCAACAGUUUGUAUGGGAUGGUUUUAUUUUAUGUUGUAAAAUGAUGUGGUAAGAUGUAUAUUUCCGUUUGAACCUCCCUGUGCCUGUAUUGCCAGGUAGUGGAGGUUAACCCAACAAUACUACUCAAAGGUCUUAUUUCAAUAGCUCUCAGUAGUGGUUUUGCCAAACCAUAUAGCUGCUAAAGUGCCAUAAAUUCUAUAAAAAUAAAAUGUUAUUUUAAUCCUU